This is a messenger RNA of Aspergillus wentii DTO 134E9, 603 nucleotides long. Its product is annotated as 40S ribosomal protein eS7. Lineage: Eukaryota; Fungi; Ascomycota; Eurotiomycetes; Eurotiales; Aspergillaceae. Gene Ontology annotation, biological process: rRNA processing; ribosomal small subunit biogenesis; translation. The transcript is spliced from 3 exons. Gene Ontology annotation, molecular function: structural constituent of ribosome. Gene Ontology annotation, cellular component: 90S preribosome; cytosolic small ribosomal subunit; ribosome. The coding region runs from base 1 to 603 and encodes 200 amino acids. The record is from RefSeq and is a predicted model, not a curated record.
AUGGCUGCUAUCAACAAGAUCGCCGUUAACUCGCCGUCGAGGCAGAACCCCUCCGAGCUGGAGACCGCGAUUGCUGGCGCUCUCUUCGACUUGGAGAGCAACACAACCGACCUCAAGGCUAACCUCCGCGCCUUGCAGUUCGUCUCUGCUCGUGAGGUCGAGGUCGGCCACGGCAAGAAGGCUAUCAUUGUCUUUGUCCCCGUCCCCUCUCUCCAGGGCUUCCACAAGAUCCAGCAGCGUCUCACCCGUGAGCUCGAGAAGAAGUUCUCCGACCGCCACGUUCUCUUCGUUGCUCAGCGCCGCAUCCUGCCCCGCCCCAAGCGCUCUGUCAACUCCCGCUCCAACCAGACCCAGAAGCGCCCUCGCUCGCGCACUCUGACCGCUGUCCACGACGCCAUCCUCUCCGACCUCGUCUACCCCGUCGAGAUCGUUGGCAAGCGUAUCCGCACCAAGGAGGACGGCUCCAAGACCACCAAGGUUGUUCUCGACGAGAAGGAGCGCGGUGGUGUUGACCACAGACUCGAUGCCUACGGCGAGGUCUACCGCCGUUUAACCGGCCGCUCGGUCGUCUUCGAGUUCCCCCAGAGCGCUGGUGACUUCUAG